Molecule: messenger RNA, 3282 nt
Organism: Umbelopsis ramanniana AG
Lineage: Eukaryota; Fungi; Mucoromycota; Umbelopsidomycetes; Umbelopsidales; Umbelopsidaceae
Exons: 7
Coding region: 1-3282 (1093 amino acids)
Molecular function (GO): cytoskeletal protein binding; identical protein binding; ubiquitin binding
Source: RefSeq, a predicted model, not a curated record
AUGAAGUAUGUGGCCGUCUGUAAGGCCCUGUAUGAUUAUGACGCUCAAGCAGCCGAAGAAGUCUCGAUAAAAGAAGACGAUAUAUUGUAUGUCAUUGACAAUUCAGACCCCUCGUGGCUAGAGGUUCAGCUCAAGAUGCCAAGUGUGGACCAAAUUGGUCCAAUAGGUCUGGUACCAGCAUCUUAUGUAGAAGAGGUUCAGCCAAUAGGUACUGUAACGGCGGAAUAUGCUUACGAAGCUCAGCAAGACGAGGAAGUUUCUUUUGAAGAGGACGAGGAAAUGACGCUUUACGAUAAGGACGAUGCCGACUGGUAUUUGGUUAAGGUCAAGUCGGGAGAAAUAGGUCUUGCACCAAGCAAUUACAUCAGACAGGCCGACACACACGAAGAGUCACAACCCACACCUAUAGCUCGACCUCAAGAAUUAUCACCUAGCCCCCCACCCCUUCCUUCCACUGAAACACCAACCCUAAAUGACGAACCUAAAACCUGGUCCGUUCACGAAUAUAAUCCCGAGAAGAAAAAGAGGAAGAAGGCCAAAGGCACGUUGACUGUUGGCAACGGCAUGAUUACUUACGAAAAUGACACAGACAAAACAGCUCCUAAGCAGCAAUACCAUGUUCUCGAUAUCUCAAAAUAUUUGCUGGAUACCAAAAAUGUUCACAUUGAGAUAAUCAGCAGUCAGCCAAUCGUGUUCGAUUUUCAAGCGGCUUCGAAAUCCGAGGCGAAAGGCAUUCUUGUGAAGAUUACUGACUCUCGAAAUGCUGCUGCUAAGUUUGAGAACAAGCAAAUGCCCGCUAGUCCAGCCAGAGCCGCUUCUAUUGACCCUAUAGAAUCAACUCCUCAAUCCCCCAAUUGCGAGCCAAAGUGGGGUAUUGUUCUAUUCAGCUUUGAGGCCGAUGGUGGAAACGAAUUAUCCGUCCGUGAGCACGAUCAAGUUUUGAUUACGGAUUAUGUCUCCAGCGAAGAAUGGUGGCAUGUCGAAUUAUCUGAUCAGCGUUCAGGUAUUGUGCCAUCGUCGUAUCUUCAAUUCCACGAGGAUUAUGAAGCAGCUCUCGCAAAGGAAGAGCGUCAAAAGAAGGAAGAGAAACGCCAAAAGGAAGCGAGUCAGCGUAAAGCAGAUGACGAACGUCGCCGAAAGGAAGAGGAGCAAAGGAGAGCAGAUGAGGAGCGUCGUCGUGUGGAACAGGAGCAAAAGCGCCGACAGGAAGAAGCAGCACGACAAGCUGAAGAAGCUAACAGGAGACAAAAGCAAGAAGAGGAGAGAAAGAGACAACUUGAACAGAAGAAGCAAGCGGAACGUGCAGCCAUGUACCAAGAUUUGCCUAAGCCUGAUCCUUCACAAGUGCGAUUAUGGACUGAUCGAACGGGAGCAUUCAAAGUUGAAGCACAAUUUGUCUCUGCCAGUGAUGGAAAAUAUCGCUUGCAUAAGACCAACGGUGUCAAAAUCGACGUUCCAGAGGAUAAGCUUUGUGUUGAAGACGUAGAAUACGUUCGUGACUUUUUGGAUAGAGAAGAACAGCAGAAGCGGAAACAAAAGGCUUCUCAGGAUGCUGCCAAAAGUACCGCUGGCCCAUCAAAGGCUACUUCGGCUCCCCAAAAGAGUUACAACCAAGACUGGGAUUGGUUUGACUGGUUCAUGAUGCUAGGUAUUCCAAUGCAACAAUCCCUUGUAUAUUCAUCGUCUUUCAAGUCUGAGAAACUGGAUGACUCCGAUAUACCAAAAUUGACUCACAAACAGAUGAAGACUUUGGGUAUGAAGGAAAAAUAUGUUCAAAGGGUCCAAAGGUUCAUUGAAAAUGAAAAGGUUGAACCGCCCUCCGAUGAGGAAACUGCAAACGAAAAUGAUGAAGAUCAAGAUGAAGCACUUGCACGCAAAAUACACGAAGCCGAGAAUGAAGGAAAAGCACCCAACAUUUUCAGAAAGAAAUCAAAGUCAUCGGAAGGAAAUGCAUCCGCAAGACCAAAGGCAACAUCACCUGCUCCUGCCAAGGUUCAUGGCGAUAUAUUCGAUCUUCUUACAGGUGAACCGGUUGAAGAAGAACCAAAGCCAGUCAGCCCAAAAGCCACUGGUGAUUCUGCUUCAAAACAGCUUACUUCACCCACAAGCCCACAAGAUGGAUUUGAUGACGAUGCAUGGAUUCCUCGGACUGUUCAGGCCAUCAAAACUGGCACUUAUAAGUCUAAAGCAAGUACCAACGUUGCCCCACAGAAUACUGCCAGCAGAAUGGAAGCGAACACUAUGCCACAACAACAAAAUGGUUUGCAACAGGCUCCAGUUCAAGCUGUCAAUAUGUCAGGACAAUCACAGCAAUAUCAACAACAACCUGUCGCUAUGUCCAUUCAGCAGCAACCUAGUGGCUUCCAGCAACCUCCAGUACAAGCUACAAAUCCUACUGGUCAAUCAACAGGAAGUUAUCAACAAUCAUCCGCGCCUUUGCAACAGCAACAAUCUGGAUUCCAGCAGCCUGCUAUUAACCAGUCGUAUACUGGAUACCAGCAAUACCCUAACCAAGGCAAUUCUAUGGCACCUCAGCAAACAGGCGUUCAACAGCCUAUCCCUCAGGCUCCUCCGAUUCAGUACGUUCCUCAGCAGUUGACGGAUAUGUCCAUGAAACAACAGCAAAUGCCUGUCCAACAACAGCAGAUGCCCAUGCAACAACAGCAAAUGCCUGCACAAACUCAAUUUGUUCCUCAGCAGAUGACUAAUACCCAGUAUCAGCAACCGUCUGGCAUACCAAUGCAACCCCAAUUCACUUCGCAAUCAAUCCCUAAUGCUCAAUACCAACAACAACAAAUGACUGCACAACAACAAUAUGUUCCACAGCAAGCGACUGGUAUGCAAUUCCAGCAACAGCAGCAACCAGCGUCGUUCUAUUCGCAACAGCCCGUUCAGCAAAACUUUGUUCAGCCAAUACAGACUACAACAGUUCCACUUUCCAACAUAUUGCCAGCACCAUUGGUACCGUCAAGUUCCACCUUCAACGGCCAACUACCCCAAAUGACUGGCCAAGGCUUUAAUGGUGGCAUGCAGCAACAGCACUCCAACUUCCAGGGAAUCCAGCCUCAAGCUACUGGAAAUAGAAACUGGCAAUCUGCGACUGCUGAUAACCCAUUCGGAUCACCAACACCGUCCCCACUUGUACCUCAAAUGACAGGUAUGCAAUUUUCUACACCUAGCCCAGACACCUUUGUUGGCAACCAUGCUAGUGCGAUCCGUCCUCAAUACACUGGCAUGAGCACACAGCAAUCAGGCUUCGGGAACAACUUUGACUUAUACUGA